GUGAACACGGUGUCGAUAGGUGAAGGGACACCCCACACCUGGGUGAUAUCUCUGGCCGGACCUGGGCUCCUGUUUCUGUCGAGGAACCAGAAGUAGUGUCCUGUUUGGAAAAAAACCCAACAACAAACAAACGGGCGCCGCACGCGGGAGGACAACAUGACGCCAGGGAUGGAAAAAUGAGGUUUAAACACUGCCGGAGAAAUCGGUACAGAUGAAUGUGAAACCAACAGUGAAGAUGGCCUUCUUUCAGAACAACUUCUGGGGGGAGAAGAAUGCCGGCUUUGACGUGCUGUACCACAACAUGAAGCAUGGCCAGCUGGCAACCAAGGAGCUUGCAGAGUUUGUCCGUGAGAGGGUGGCCAUUGAGGAAACGUACUCCAAAUCAAUGAGCAAGUUGGCAAAGAUAGCCAGUAAUGGAAGUCCACAGGGGACAUUUGCUCCCAUGUGGGAUGUGUUCAGGGUAUCCUCGGACAAACUUGCCCUCUGCCACCUUGAGCUGAUGAGAAAGAUGAACGAUCUCAUUAGGGACAUCAACAAGUAUGGUGACGAGCAGGUCAAAAUUCACCGCAAGACAAAGGAGGAGAUGGUGGGGACAGUGGAGGCAGUGCAGGCUCUGCAGGUUCAGAGUGGUCACCUGCAGAAGUCCAAGGAGAGUUACCACGCAAAGUGUCUGGAGCUGGACCGACUCAGGAAGGACGGGGCUCCUCAGAAGGAGCUGGAGAAGGCGGAGCUGAAGUCUAAGAAAGCGGCCGAGUCAUUUGCGUUGUGCAUCGAGAAGUACAACCGUGUAGGAGGAGAGUUUGAGCAGAAGAUGAGCGAGUCUGCUCAGACAUUUCAGGACAUCGAGGAGUCUCACCUGAGACAGAUGAAACAGCUGAUCAAAGGCUACUCCCACCCCAUAGAAGACACUCAUGUCCAGGUCGGGCAGGUGCACGAGGAGUUCAAGCAGAAUGUGGAAAACAUUGGCAUCGAUAACCUCAUCCAGAAAUUUGCUGAGCAGAAGGGCACGGGAAAAGACAGACCAGCUCUGGCUGGGUUUGAGGAGUACAUGACAGCUCUGGCACCUGAAGGUGUGAAGAAGAGUCGGGCUAAAGCAUUCAGGCUCCCAGGGCUGGGCAGGAAGGACAAGGAGCCUGAUUUUACGGACUCAGCAGUGACUGAGGCUCUGAAUUCCCCUCUUGAAGUAGAUGAUGAAGGAUUUGUGGUCCGAGCCGACAGCACUCAAAACGGCUGCUCUGAUGAGAAGGAGAACAACUUCUACUCCAGUGAUUCCGAUUUUGACGACGAGGAGCCCAAAAAGUUCCACAUUCAGAUUCGACCAGUUGCCACUAGUAGCCGCAGCAACCUGGCCAACACUGACAAAGAGCUGAAAGCCACCGUCGGGGUGCUCAGCCUGCCUCCCAACAGAGGUGUACGACAGCAGGUGCCAGUCAAGAGACAUCUUUCCAGAAAUUCAAGUACUGCAGGAGGCCGACCAGAAGAGGGUGAUGUUACCUCCCACAGGGAUGGAGAGCAGGAAAGCCUGCGCCGCUCCACCUCCAGUCCUGAUCACAGCAGGUUGAGCUCCACUGUGUCGGGGUCAGACAGUCUCUUUGGACCUCCACUGGAGUCUGCCUUCAAGUCCAAGAGCUUCGAUGGUCGGGAGCAGCUCAGAGAUCACAGUUUUGCUGCCUCUGAAUAUGCUGCCUUCUCAUCUGACUCUUCCUCUCCUGAGAACAUCGAAGUGUUUCAAAACUGUCUCCAUGUUUCUCAGUCUCGGUCCCUGUGCUCCUCCCCUCUACCUGAGCCCUCGCCUUCCCUCACCUCCUCCUCCUCCUCCAGUCCUAGCGAGUGGGCACCUCAGGCUAGGGACAGUGACUGGGGGGGUCCAAACCGAGCUCCGAGUCCAGCCAGGAUGGGACAAACGUCACCUCUUCCCUACCAGCAGCAGGAGCUUCAACAGAGACCAUUGCACGUGUCCAGAGGGCCCAGUCCCAUUUCUCUGAGCACACAGGAGGCGUGGCCUGUGGCAGCAGCCAUAACCGAGUACGUCAACGCCUACUUCAAAGGUGGACAACACAACCGAUGUCUGGUGAAAAUCACGGGCGACCUGACCAUGUCCUUCCCAGCCGGCAUCACCAGGAUUUUCACAGCCAACCCCAACGUUCCUGUCCUCAGCUUCAGAUUGGUCAACAUCUCAAAGAUAGAUCACUUCCUGCCCAAUCCGUCGCUGCUCUUCAGUGAUCCAUCUCAGAGUGACCCCGACACCAGGGACUUCUGGUUCAACAUGCAGGCUCUACAGGUCUAUCUGCAGAGAGAAGCUGAGCUCAACCCUCAGGCCUCGUACUACAACAUUGGACUGAUUAAGUAUCAGGUUUCCUCUCAGGAUCCAGGCCGGGCUCCUCUCCUGCUGUCGGCCGAGUGCCAGCGCAGCGGCACGGUGACUCGAGUCUCCCUGGAUUAUCACUGCUGCCCCGCCACCGCUCCCUCCACCCAACUCACUGCAGUCCAGGUGCUGCUGCCGCUGGACCACACUGCCACUGACCUGCAGUGUCAGCCUCCAGCCACCUGGAACACUGAAGAACGGCGGCUGCUGUGGAAACUCUCCAACCUCUCACCGACCAACCACAGUAAAGGCUCAGGGACCCUGUGUGCCAGCUGGCAGUGCCUGGAGGUUCCCCGAGGCCCCCCACCCAGCCUGGCCGUCCAGUUCGUGGGCUCUGGGGCCUCGCUGUCGGGCAUGGAUGUGGAGCUGGUGGGCAGCCGGUAUCGUAUGUCUCUGGUCAAGAAGAGAUUUGCUACAGGGAAGUACAUGGCCGGCUGCUCCCUGUGAUGCAGCCUCAGUGACGCACUUUUCCAGAUCUGGGUCCAGGGUCGGACACUGAUCGCUCAUAACAGGAGAAAAAAA
Cynoglossus semilaevis (tongue sole) is the source of this 2887-nucleotide messenger RNA. RefSeq names its product FCH and mu domain containing endocytic adaptor 1 (gene fcho1). Gene Ontology annotation, biological process: clathrin coat assembly; clathrin-dependent endocytosis. The transcript is spliced from 27 exons. Lineage: Eukaryota; Metazoa; Chordata; Actinopteri; Pleuronectiformes; Cynoglossidae. The record is from RefSeq and is a predicted model, not a curated record. Gene Ontology annotation, cellular component: clathrin-coated pit; plasma membrane; clathrin-coated vesicle. Bases 212 to 2812 code for a protein of 866 amino acids.